AUGGUGGAAUGGCAAGUGGUCAAAAAACAAGGUCUGGUAGCUACCAGAGAAGCCCACCUACUUAUGCUCUUGCUUGCAUUAAUGGGUGUGCAAGAGGCCCAGGCAACCAGAGCCUGUGGGAGGCCCCUCAUCAGCCUCAACCGAAUUGUGAAGGGGAAAGACACUGUGCCUGGAGAAUUCCCCUGGCAGAUCAGCUUACAGCUGAAUCAAAGGCAUGUAUGCGGAGGGUCGCUCAUCUCAGAAGAGUGGGUGAUCACAGCAGCACACUGCUUCUACCAGUUCAGGGAUCUCUCCCAGUACCAGGUCCUCCUGGGGGUUACGCAGCUGUCCAAUCCGGGCCCGCAGGCAUGUUGCUUGGGAGUUCAGCAGGUCAUCGUAAACCCCAUCUAUGAGGGCCAGACCAGCAGUGGGGACAUUGCCCUGGUGCAGCUGUCCAGGAGGGUGCACUAUUCUGACCUCAUCCUUCCCAUUUGCCUGCCUGAUGCCUCUGUGAAGUUCCCUCCAGGGAAAGUGUGCUGGGUCACUGGCUGGGGAAACCUGCGGCAUUCAGUCAACCUUCCCUCCCCACAAACCCUCCAGAAGUUGAAGGUGCCCAUCAUCGACUCAAGGACCUGCAGUGAGCUCUACCGCACCAACAUGGGUGAUGGACUGACCCCACGGGUUAUCAAGGACGAUAUGAUCUGUGCUGGCUACGCAGAGGGCAGGAAGGAUGCCUGCAAGGGCGAUUCUGGAGGUCCCAUGGUUUGUCUGGUUGGCCAAUCCUGGGUCUUGGCUGGCAUCGUCAGCUGGGGUGAAGGAUGCGCCAUUGAGAACCGGCCUGGAGUAUACAGUCGCCUCACGUACUACCAAAACUGGAUCCGCAGCUACAUCCCAGACAUUGAAUUCGUCAAAGACCCACACAUCCGUGAAUCACGGGAAUGGUGGCGUGACAGCAAAGGCCAAAAACAUCCUGGGGGUUCCUUGCCUGGCCAUGCCCCUUCCCUCACUGCUAGCCUUCUGAUGUUCUCCGUGUGGGUCUUGGUUCUUAUGUAA
Messenger RNA from Varanus komodoensis (Komodo dragon), 1032 nucleotides. RefSeq names its product serine protease 27-like. Gene Ontology annotation, molecular function: serine-type endopeptidase activity. Gene Ontology annotation, biological process: proteolysis. The record is from RefSeq and is a predicted model, not a curated record. Lineage: Eukaryota; Metazoa; Chordata; Lepidosauria; Squamata; Varanidae. Bases 1 to 1032 code for a protein of 343 amino acids. The transcript has 6 exons.